AUGGAUCCUUUCGGUGAAAAUAAUUAUUUUCAAGAAAUGGCUAUCGAUUCUGUAAUGUGUAAUUCUCAGUGGUCGUUUAGACAUGUUAAUAACGAAUCACAAAAUCCAGUGAUUGAUAUUGAUAAAACUACUUUGCAGGACGUAAAACCAAGAGAAUGUGCAGAAAUUAAUUCGAAUAGAAAAGAGAGGAAAAGACAAAGAAGGCAAAGGACACAUUUUACAAGCAGACAAUUACAAGAAUUGGAAGCAACAUUUGCUAGAAAUCGUUAUCCAGAUAUGUCUACUAGAGAAGAAUUGGCUGUUUGGACUAAUUUAACUGAAGCAAGAGUUCGUAUCUGGUUCAAAAACAGAAGAGCAAAGUAUAGGAAGCGUGAAAAAGGAAACGAAUCUAAGAUACCCAUAAAUUGUUUUAAUCAAAAUAAUCAGCAAACAUACACUCCUUGGCAUUCUAAAAUUUCGACACCUUGGCCUAGUAUCGUGCCCGCUAGUCAAGCUGUGAAUUACUGCAACGUCAAUCAAUCGUCUUAUACUUACAGCAUCCCUAGUUCUUACACUUCAUCCUUUUCUCCGUGUCAAUUUGCAGCCGGAUAAACCGAAAAAUUAAUUG
This is a messenger RNA of Centruroides sculpturatus (bark scorpion), 607 nucleotides long. Its product is annotated as pituitary homeobox 2-like. Gene Ontology annotation, molecular function: DNA-binding transcription factor activity, RNA polymerase II-specific; RNA polymerase II cis-regulatory region sequence-specific DNA binding. The record is from RefSeq and is a predicted model, not a curated record. Gene Ontology annotation, biological process: regulation of transcription by RNA polymerase II; anatomical structure morphogenesis. Gene Ontology annotation, cellular component: nucleus. NCBI's taxonomy places the organism in Eukaryota, Metazoa, Arthropoda, Arachnida, Scorpiones, Buthidae. The coding region runs from base 1 to 591 and encodes 196 amino acids. The transcript has 3 exons.